Molecule: messenger RNA, 336 nt
Organism: Racocetra fulgida
Lineage: Eukaryota; Fungi; Glomeromycota; Glomeromycetes; Diversisporales; Gigasporaceae
Source: the annotation of a GenBank genome assembly
AUGUCAACCAUAAAGGAACAAAAAAAUAAACAAAUUCAAGUUAAAAACAAUGACAUUAAUAAAAUUUUAAAUAAAAAAGAAAACGACAUUUUAAAUGAAAAAGCAAACGAAAAAGAAAAGCGUAACGAAGAGGGAAUCAAGAUUUUAAAGAACAAAGAUGACGCCGAAAGAAAGUGUAUUGACGAGGAAAUCACUGAGAAACAAAAAGUAUUAAAGAUUAAAUUUGAUGAGAUGAUUCAUAAAGAAAUAUUAAACGAUAUAAAAGGACGUUUAAGGUUAUUACAUUUAGAAAUUAUAAGACUUUUAGAAAUAUUGGAAAAAAUUGAUCCAUUAUUA